Messenger RNA from Owenia fusiformis, 1666 nucleotides. Lineage: Eukaryota; Metazoa; Annelida; Polychaeta; Sabellida; Oweniidae. The record is from the annotation of a GenBank genome assembly.
AGAGUAGGGAGAGUACACCCGGCCAGUCUUAUCUUAGAGGAUAUGACUUAGUGUUGAUCUCUCAUGCCUUAUCAUGUCUCGUUACAUUGGGGAGAUGAUGACAAAAUGUUAAGUGAUAGCGAACUGUAUGAGUUAGAUGGACAUGAAGGUCGUUGCUAUUUUUGUGUGUUUGGUCCAAUGUUUGCUUGGCCAGAGGCUUGGUGAAUAUAAUGUUGAUUCAAAUGCCAUUUCCGUGUCUGGAAUUUCUGCGGGGGGUGCUAUGGCUCAACAGAUGCACGUGGCAUUCUCCUCGAGUAUCAUGGGAAUGGCCUCCUUCGCUGGAAUACCAUAUUUUUGUGCGGAAGGGCAAAUUAUGAACACCUUACUGUGUAUGAAUACACCGGAGUACAUCAAAGUUGCCGACCUUAUCUCAGAGACAAAAAGAGCCGAGGGUGCUGGGCAGAUAAACCAGGUUUCAAACAUGAAGAAUGACCGGGUUUUCCUGUUUCAUGGAUCUAAAGAUGGAACUGUCGCCCCUGCUGCUUCUAAAAAGUCCAAGGAAUACUACACUAAGUAUGGCGCUAACAUCCUUACAGAAUUCACACUCCCAGCAGGCCACGGCAUGCCAACUUCAAACUAUGGGAUCCCUUGUGGUGAUUCUGGUGACGCCUAUAUCAACAAUUGUAAAUAUGAUGGGGCCGGUGUGGCACUCCAACACAUCUAUGGCAACUUGAAUCCAAAGGGAAAUGGAGCAUCUGGGACGUUUCAAGAGUUUGACCAGGGAGAAUUUGUUAAUAGUGUUGGCAGAAGUUUUGCAAAGCGAGGAUUUAUGUAUGUACCUUCUUCAUGUGCCUCAAAAGUGACUCCGUGUAGACUACAUUUUGCGUUUCACGGGUGUCUCCAAAGUAGAUCAGACGUGCAGGCUAGAUACGCCCGUAAUGCUGGCUACAAUGAAUGGGCGGAGACCAACAACAUAAUAGUUGUUUACCCCCAGGCUCAGCCAAAUAUGCUGGUAGGGAAUCCUAACGGAUGCUGGGAUUGGUGGGGCUAUGAUGAUCCCAGCGUAUUCGACCCAUCAGUAUAUCAUCUUACCAGUGGUCCUCAGAUGGUUGCUGUCAAGGCGAUGAUUGAUAGGAUUGCUAGUGGCUCUUCAGGUCUGACCACAAUGCCAGGACAAACUCUACCACCAACAAAGCCCCCUAUAGUUACUUCAAAAAGGUGUAAAUGCACAUUCCAUAUGGAGCCCCGUACAAACAGCAGUGACAGUUUGGAACAUCUCUACACAUUUCCGGAUAUUCUCUACAACAACACAGUUGGAGGAUGCGACCAAUGUACUGAAGUACUUCGCGAGUGCCCUCAUGAUUGCCUUAGUAACGCCAGGGAAUUCUGGGGCAAUGAGGGGCUAAGGCGGGUUAUAGUGAUCGAUGGCAACAGGCGUGUUGCACUUGGGCAGGUUAUAUGUCAGUCAUUGUUCAGAUUGAUCGGUCCCCCUGGUAGGACCAUAGGGGUGCAUUUUAACCCAAAUGAGUGUGGAAGGCUGACACCUGUAACCGUGUUCGUGGACCAGAAACUGUGUUGCGACUUACUUAGUGACCCAAUCAUCGGGGAAAUUGCAGUUUGGAAUCCUGAUUGUUCCGAUGAAUCUAAAUGAAUGCACAUUUUUCAGAAAUAGAUUACUGUUAGUGAA